AGAAGCUGACCUCAUUCAGCUUGACCUAAGGCUUAUAAGGAUACUGAAGUCUGGAGAAAUUUCAUGACUGAGCUAAGAUCAUACAGAUUCUCUGAUGAUCGCUUCAUUCCCUGCACCUUUCCUAGCUCCAACCUACUGAGAUCAAGAAAUGUUUAUAGAGCAAAACAAAAGCAUACUGAGUUCAGAUAAACCUUAUCAAAAUCCUUCUUUAUAUGAUCAUGUUCCCCAGUAUGGACUCUUGGGAUGGUGAAAUUUUACAAGAUGCCUCAAAGGAUUCAGUUGGAAGUAUCUCUUCAAUUCAAAGCUUGAAAAGGAAAAAAUUAUUUUCACAGUUUAGAAAGAUACCUUUUGCAACAAUCCCAGAUAUAUCUUCAUCAGAAGAGAGUGACAUACCCAAGACUUUUUACAGAAGCACCAUUAAUGAGACCAGUUCAGAAACUGAUUAUUUUUCAUGUCUAAAGUUUCCAAAUGUAAAAGGCAGCUUUGCUAAGAAAACUGUUAACCAAGUCAAUCUUGGUGAAAUCCUGUCCAUAAUUGAACCUGUUAGUAAACAAAUGGAAAAAGAUAAAAAGAUCAAGGUGGAACCAUACAGAUUUUUUGAUUCAAACAUUUCACCAAGUCCACAGAAUUUGCUCUCAAGCCCUAAUAUCUGUGACAUGCCUUUUGUCAAGGAUGAUAUAAAAGGAAGACCAUACACUGAAUGGAGAGGAAUUGUAUCAGAAAAGUAUGAUACACGGUUUCUUUAUAAAGCGGGUUGGCUUAAUUUAAGUCGGCAUUCACUGUACCGAGAAUAUUUGCAUAAUUUCCCAAAGAAGCAAGAAAAGAAGCUGGAAACUGUGAAAGAAGUCAGCAGGCCCAAAAUAUCUACUUAUGAUGCUGAUGUUGACAGAGUUGGACCACACGUUGAUAUUUAUAUUGCCUUCCAACCUCAACUCCGAAAGCGUAAAGGCAAAAUAAGCAAAAAGGUCCUGAAAGCAAUCAUCUUGAUUCAGGCUGCUGCUAGGGGGUGGCUUGUACGGAGAAGACUGGCGAGAGUAAUCAUCAAGGCUAAAGACCACGGACCAUCAUUUAGAGCUGUUGUAAAUGCAUACCGCAGAAUGGUUGACCGUAUUCAGCGCCGAGCUGGUCUUCGGUAUACAAGAGUAAUUUUAAAUUUUUCAGAGCUAGAAGAAUGGCUAGACAGAAAAAAAUUUUAUGAAGUCAUGUUUGCCAAGAGGGAAUAUUAUCAAGGAAUUCCAUUAGAGGAUCUCCCUAAAUAUUUCAGGGACUGUGGUCAUUUUCCAUCCCAAUCACAUAUUGAAAGCACAUAUCAGCUGGUUCAAAAAUUCAAUGAAAUGCCCUCUGAAGAAGUUAAAAAAUCAAAAGCCAUUGAAAUGAUAUUCACUCUGUAUCCUCCGGAAGGUGCCCACGUGAGUCAUUUUUGGGGCCUAAAAUCAACUUGGACAAGACCCAUAGUAAAUGGAGAAGAAGCAUAUAAGUAUAUAGUUUCUGGACACCCAAUAAUCAAGAAAGCUGACAUUCGGAUUGUUGGAAAGUUAGUAGCCAGGUCCAUGAGAGAGAGGAGAAUGAAAAUACGUUUCAAAUCAUCAAAUGAAUAAUCAGGUGAAAGAGUACCUUUUUUCUUUGAAUUCAUUGAGAUGGAUCGACUUUUUGUGGAGAAAACAACAAUCCUGAUCAUGCCAUGGACAAAUCUGGUGACUACAAGAGGAAAAGAACAAGGAAAUCUAAGCAUAGAUCUAGUAGUUUCCCAUAAAAUGUAUGCUUUAUCAUACCAAUAAACCUGAAUGCAAGUAACAAUUUUAAAAACAUAAAAAGUCUCUUGUUGGACAGCU
Messenger RNA from Sarcophilus harrisii (Tasmanian devil), 1832 nucleotides. RefSeq names its product IQ motif containing M (gene IQCM). The transcript has 14 exons. NCBI's taxonomy places the organism in Eukaryota, Metazoa, Chordata, Mammalia, Dasyuromorphia, Dasyuridae. The record is from RefSeq and is a predicted model, not a curated record. The coding region runs from base 213 to 1598 and encodes 461 amino acids. Gene Ontology annotation, molecular function: protein binding.